Molecule: messenger RNA, 622 nt
Organism: Apis mellifera (honey bee)
Lineage: Eukaryota; Metazoa; Arthropoda; Insecta; Hymenoptera; Apidae
Gene: Eth
Product: ecdysis triggering hormone
Source: RefSeq, marked validated
AGUUUAUCGUCACCCGCGAAAAGAUCCGAAGCGAGACCAUGACAAGUCUGCGUUCUUUGGGAUUCGUGCGUUGUUUCUUCGUUGGUGCCAUUUGGAUCUCAAUUUUGGCAUUGCUAAUCUGUGAAAAUGCUUCGAUGGCCGAUGAAGUGCCUGCCUUCUUCCUGAAAAUCGCCAAGAAUAUUCCUCGCGUGGGACGCAGCGAAGGUUACGACGAUUUCUUUAAAUCUCGAAAAAAUCUUCCGAAACUUGGAAACCACGAUGGUCAGUCUGAAUCUUGGCCGCAAUAUUCUGUCGACGAGCCCUUUUCAAGACCUAUAAAAAGGCGGGUGGAUUAUCCAUCGGUUGAUGAUUGGUCGUGGCAACACUUUCCUCUCGCGAUAGAAGGACCACGAGAACUCUGGCGAACUCUGGCUGGUUAUUCCAAGGACACGUCGGACGACGUUGACAACGAAAUAUGGAAACGAAAAAAGAGGACGGGAAACGAACCCAUGGCUUCCGAGGAGAAUUAAUAUAAAUGGGACGACGUGAUGACGUUAUCAUGCCCGUGGAUGAAUAUAUUUAAUAGUCAUCGUCGGUGUUUAAGGUGUUGGGUAAACUAUUAUGAAAAAAAUAAACAUGUAAA